This is a messenger RNA of Phlebotomus argentipes, 1472 nucleotides long. Its product is annotated as transcription factor Ouib-like. Gene Ontology annotation, biological process: regulation of transcription by RNA polymerase II. The coding region runs from base 120 to 1472 and encodes 450 amino acids. The record is from RefSeq and is a predicted model, not a curated record. Lineage: Eukaryota; Metazoa; Arthropoda; Insecta; Diptera; Psychodidae. Gene Ontology annotation, molecular function: zinc ion binding; DNA-binding transcription factor activity, RNA polymerase II-specific; RNA polymerase II cis-regulatory region sequence-specific DNA binding. The transcript is spliced from 3 exons. Gene Ontology annotation, cellular component: nucleus.
UUGGAUUUCGCUGCGUGCAAGCCUAAUUUUCCUGUCGCGUCAAGCAACCCGAAAAUAUCUUCAAAUUCUGUUUGUCGCUGGUUUGAUUGCACUGGGAGUGAGGAAAAGUGGUCAGGAGGAUGGAGUGGAACUUGAUUUGUCGGAUUUGUCUGCAGGACGGCCUCAUGACGUCUAUUUACGAGGAUUUCAACGAGAGUGAAGCGAAAAUUUUUGACAUUAUCAUGAAGUGUUGUCCAAUUGAGAUUCAAGAGGAUCAGGACAUGCCUGAGCAGAUUUGCCAAAAGUGCUACAGCGAUUUGAAGGUGGCCUAUCGCUUCCGGACGAAUGGGGAGAGUUCUCAUGCCAUUUUACUGUCUCUGCUGAACAAAUCGCAGGUGCCAGAUACAGAGUAUGAGUAUUCCAUAGAGGAGAUUGUUAAGGAGGAGCCUGACGACGAAGAGGAAGCCGAGGAAGAGGAGGAAGUCGAUGCGGACGAUUCUGUGUUAGUUGAUUACGAUGAAGAGGAGCAGGAAGUGCUGGUGGAGAAGCCGGAUAACGUAUUAUUGGAUGAUCUGCUGGAGGAUCCACUGCCUGAUGACGUGAGAAUCUUCGAGGCCGCUAAGAAGGCGGCUUGGGGCGAUGAAGCAGACGCACAGCAGGAAGAGAUUGACAAUCUGGAGAAGGGAAUCCUAGUGCAGGGCUAUAAACCGGUGCGUCAGGUGGAGUCUGUCAAGCGGCGGAUGGCGGAGGAGGCCAAGGGGCAUGUCCUCACUGCCGAUGGCAGGCAUACAAUCGAGAAAGUGUCUAAGAAAGUGAGUUCAGAAGGCGCGAAGGCCAUCAUCGCCAUCCGUCCUGUGCCUAAGCCAAAGCCUCCGAAGAGAUGUGAGAUUUGCGGCAACACCUACAAGUACCAGCACGCCCUAGAUGGGCACAUGAGACGCCAUCGGAAUGAGAAGCCCUACGCUUGUGACGUCUGCGGACGUGCCUUCGUGAUACCCUUCGAAUUGCGGCGUCAUAUGAGAAUUCACACAGGUGUCAAACCUUACGCUUGUAAGUACUGCGAUCGGCGCUUCAGUGACUUCGGAUCGAGAAUCAAGCACGAGAGAACACACACUGGUGAACGUCCGUACGCCUGCACUUACUGCGGCAAGUCCUUCGCCUAUUCCCACGUCCUAUCCAGCCACGUGAUGAUCCACACUGGCGAGAAGCGCUAUCAAUGCGAGGUGUGCGACAAGAAGUUCACCAAGAGCCAUCACCUCAAGGCGCACAUGAACAUUCACUUGCGUGCCCAAGGAAAAGAGCCCGCGACGAAGCCCAAAGCCAGGAAAACACCGGCAAAGGUCGAGACGUUAGCUGCUGAAUCAGUGACUGAGGACGCACAAUUCUUCCAAAAUGUGGUGUACAUGAAGGAUGGCGAGGAGGGAACGAUAGUUGAGCAGACGGCCGAAGAGGCCGAGGAAGCACAGCAGAUUCUCAUCAUUCAGGAGAACUGA